Messenger RNA from Spathaspora passalidarum NRRL Y-27907, 2235 nucleotides. RefSeq lists its product as uncharacterized. The coding region runs from base 49 to 651 and encodes 200 amino acids. The record is from RefSeq and is a predicted model, not a curated record. Gene Ontology annotation, biological process: protein transport; endosome transport via multivesicular body sorting pathway; late endosome to vacuole transport. Gene Ontology annotation, cellular component: ESCRT III complex; multivesicular body. The transcript has a single exon. Lineage: Eukaryota; Fungi; Ascomycota; Pichiomycetes; Serinales; Debaryomycetaceae.
ACUAGUAGAAAGUAUCCAUCACAUUAUAGAGGUAUCCAGCCAUUAAACAUGUCAGGUUUAGAGCAAUCCUUGUUCCAAUUAAAAUUUACAUCCAAACAGUUGAGCAGACAGGCUGCUAAAGCAGCCAAGGAAGAGACUCAAGAAAAGGCUAAAAUCAAGAAGGCGUUGGUCCAGGGAAACAACGACAUUGCCCAGCUCUAUGCCCAGAACGCUAUUCGUAAGGCCAACGAGCGUGUCAAUCUCUUGAGAUUGGCUUCUAGGAUUGAUGCAGUUGCUCUGAGGGUCCAGACUGCAGUUACCAUGAGAUCGGUCACUGGGAACAUGGGUCAGGUUAUAAGAGGUAUGGAUAAAGCUUUACAAACAAUGAACUUGGAACGUAUCUCCUUAGUUAUGGAUAAGUUUGAAACUCAAUUUGAAGAUUUGGAUGCAUCUACCAACUAUUACGAAGCUACUACUAAUAACGUUAAUGCAUUGACUACCCCUCAAGAUCAAGUUGAUGAAUUAUUGAGUCAAGUUGCCGAUGAAGCUGGUAUUGAAAUGAAACAAGGAUUGAACGAAACUCAAGUGGAAAUCAAUGCUCCGGUAGCAAACACUGUAUCUGAAGAAAAAGAAGAUAAAUUGGCUGAACGAUUAAGAGCUUUAAGAAACUAAAGUUGCAUGUACAAGGAGAUAUAUAAAUAGAUUCUUGUUUUAUGAUGUUGUAUUUUGAUAAUGUACAAAAAAAAGAUUAAUUAAAGAUGCUAGAACAAUAUUAAAAAAUGGAAAAAUCUAGUGUUAAAUAGUAAUGUAAGUGCCACACCUUAUUCUCUGACAGUAAUUAAGUUUCUAUUAUUUGCAGCUGAUCUACCACUGGUUCUAGUGGCCGUGGUACCUCGACUGGACAUUCUCUUUCUAUUCAUGAAUUCUUCUUGUCUAAUGACGAACGUGACAAUAUUAACAAAAUUUUGGAAUCCCUUGUCAUUACCCUUAAUUUUAAUAAUAUGUAAACUGGAACUUUGAGCAAAAGUAAUAACUUCAAUAGUGAAUUUCAAUUUCCUGCCACUGGAAUACUUUGCGGGUAUAACUCCAGAAAUCAUUCCAAACUCUUCAUCAAUAGUAACCGUGGAAAUUGAUCCUUCUAAUUUCUUUAAUUCUAAUUGAUUUUUAAUGACUUGCAUCAAUUCAUCUGAUGAGAGUGAAGAAUCGACAACCUCAAUAUCUUUAGGAGCGUGUUUAGGUGUGCUUUCAAUCUUCUUUGAUCCACCAGUUAAAGAUUGGAAGAAUCUCUUAAACCAAUUGCUCUUUGUCUUCUCUUCGGUAUUGACAGAAAUCCACGAGAAUCUAUUAGACUUGGUGGUAGUUUCCUCUGAUACUGGUGGUUUAGGAGCUGCUCUUUUUGGAUAUAAUGACAUUCUCUUAUAUCUAGGAACUCGCAGUGGCAGCUCUUCUCUGAUCAUAACACCGGGAGAAGUAGUUGGGACUAUUGUGUCAUACUGCUGCAAAGAUGUGCUUGAAAUGAAUUCUUUCUUUUCGCUAAUUGAAACUCUCUUAGUUUGCUUACUAGAUUCUUCAGCUUGGACAGACAUCCGCUUCUCUUCUCGUUGUUGGAACGUGUUCACCGGUUCAAGUUCAUUGUCAUCAUCACAGUCCUCCUCUUCAUCAUCAACAUAAUCAUCGUCUUCUUCUUCUUCUUCUUGAACAUAUCUCUCUGAUAACUCAACUCUUGGACUUCUAGGAAUACCACUUGUGCUGAAAAUACCAGUAGAGAGUCUUGCAUUCAACAAACCACUUUCAUUAUCAUUGAAAGCAGUAUCAUCCACAACCAGCUCAUCAAUGAUUCCAGUAACUUCAGGAACUGAAAAAUUGCGGUCAAAUCCAGUAGUAUUUGCUGCAACAAAAGAAGAGUUCUUAUCAGUAAGAUCUUCAUAGCUUUCAUACAAACGAAUGGUAGUAUCUUCAUGCAUUCCAGUGUCGGAGUCAUGUUUCUUCAAGAUCAAAGUUUCCUUGGAAUUAACAAUACUAUGACCAGAAUCAAAUCGAGGGAUAACUUGAGGUGGAGGCUGCUUUGAUGCUGACUCUUCUAUGGAGAAUUCUGUAUCAACAGUACUUGAAUCAGAUAAUAAUUCGUCAUCUGCAUCGUCAUUUGAAUAUCUUCUAGUAUUCUUGGACUCUUCUGAAGAAGAUGAAACAUUCACUUGCUUUUGGUUGAUUUGUGAUUGUUGUUGUUGUUGUUCAGGUUGUUCUUGGUCACGAACC